CUAUUCACCUCUAACUGGUUCAGACUAUUCACCUCUAACUGGUUCAGACCAUUCACCUCUAACUGGUUCAGACUAUUCACCUCUAACUGGUUCAGACUAUUCACCUCUAACUGGUUCAGACCAUUCACCUCUAACUGGUUCAGACUAUUCACCUCUAACUGGUUCAGACUAUUCACCUCUAACUGGUUCAGACCAUUCACCUCUAACUGGUUCAGACUAUUCACCUCUAACUGGUUCAGACUAUUCACCUCUAACUGGUUCAGACUAUUCACCUCUAACUGGUUCAGACUAUUCACCUCAAACUGGUUCAGACUAUUCACCUCUAACUGGUUCAGACUAUUCACCUCGAACUGGUUCAGACUAUUCACCUCUAACUGGUUCAGACUAUUCACCUCUAACUGGUCAGACUAUUCACCUCUAACUGGUUCAGACUAUUCACCUCUAACUGGUUCAGACUAUUCACCUCUAACUGGUUCAGACUAUUCACCUCUAACUGGUCAGACUAUUCACCUCUAACUGGUUCAGACUAUUCACCUCUAACUGGUCAGACUAUUCACCUCAAACUGGUUCAGACUAUUCACCUCUAACUGGUUCAGACUAUUCACCUCGAACUGGUUCAGACUAUUCACCUCGAACUGGUUCAGACUAUUCACCUCUAACUGGUUCAGACUAUUCACCUCGAACUGGUUCAGACUAUUCACCUCUAACCGGUUCAGACUAUUCACCUCUAACUGGUUCAGACUAUUCACCUCUAACUGGUCAGACUAUUCACCUCUAACUGGUUCAGACUAUUCACCUCUAACUGGUUCAGACUAUUCACCUCUAACUGGUUCAGACUAUUCACCUCUAACUGGUUCAGACUAUUCACCUCUAACUGGUUCAGACUAUUCACCUCUAACUGGUUCAGACUAUUCACCUCUAACUGGUUCAGACUAUUCACCUCUAACUGGUUCAGACUAUUCACCUCGAACUGGUUCAGACUAUUCACCUCUAACUGGUUCAGACUAUUCACCUCUAACUGGUUCAGACUAUUCACCUCGAACUGGUUCAGACUAUUCACCUCUAACUGGUUCAGACUAUUCACCUCUAACUGGUCAGACUAUUCACCUCUAACUGGUUCAGACUAUUCACCUCUAACUGGUUCAGACUAUUCACCUCUAACUGGUCAGACUAUUCACCUCGAACUGGUUCAGACUAUUCACCUCGAACUGGUUCAGACUAUUCACCUCGAACUGGUUCAGACCAUUCACCUCGAACUGGUUCAGGCUAUUCACCUCGAACUGGUUCAGACUGUUCACCUCUAACUGGUUUGGACCAUCCACCAUUCUCUAACUGGUUCAGACUAUUCACCGUUCUCUAACUGGUUUGGAGCAUUCCUGAGGUCUCUAACUGGUUCAGACCAUUCAUCGUUCUCUAACUGGUUCAGACCAUUCCUGGGGUCUCUAACUGGUUCAGACCAUUCAUCGUUCUCUAACUGGUUCAGACCAUUCAUGAGUUCUCUAAUUGGUUUGGACCAUUCAUGAGGUCUCUAACUGGUUCAGACCAUUCAUUGUUCUCUAACUGGUUCAGACCAUUCAUAAGGUCUCUAACUGGUUCAGACCAUUCAUCGUUCUCUAACUGGUUCAGACCAUUCAUGAGUUCUCUAACUGGUUUGGACCAUUCAUGAGGUCUCUAACUGGUUCAGACCAUUCAUCGUUCUCUAACUGGUUCAGACCAUUCAUGAGUUCUCUAACUGGUUUGGACCAUUCAUGAGGUCUCUAACUGGUUCAGACCAUUCAUCGUUCUCUAACUGGUUCAGACCAUUCAUGAGGUCUCUAACUGGUUCAGACCAUUCAUCAUUCUCUAACUGGUUCAGACCAUUCACCGUUCUC
This is a messenger RNA of Coregonus sp. 'balchen', 1871 nucleotides long. Lineage: Eukaryota; Metazoa; Chordata; Actinopteri; Salmoniformes; Salmonidae. The record is from the annotation of a GenBank genome assembly.